Messenger RNA from Penicillium oxalicum, 906 nucleotides. RefSeq lists its product as uncharacterized. Bases 1 to 906 code for a protein of 301 amino acids. The transcript has 2 exons. The record is from RefSeq and is a predicted model, not a curated record. Lineage: Eukaryota; Fungi; Ascomycota; Eurotiomycetes; Eurotiales; Aspergillaceae.
AUGUCGAUGGCGAAUCCCUCCCGGCGCGUGACGCGCAGUCAGAGUCGAGAACGUGAUGAAAUCAUCACCACCAAGCAGUUGCUUUCUCAAAACAACCAGCGAGUAGCUCCUCAUGGUCAGACUCAAAGCAAAAAUCUCUCCCCCGUGAUCGAACGAUCCCCUUUUCAAACUCCUCAGGCAGGAGCAUCGCGAUUGAGUUCCUCAGUGGUGCCAGAUACACCCGCCCAUGAUGAGGGACAUACCGAUUUCUCUGGUACUACUUUCCUGGCUCAAGACCCGAAUCAUGGGUUAAACCUAGACUCAGCGCGCUCUGUGGAUGUCAGAGUCGACGCUAUUGAUCUGGCCGACGAACUACCAGAUCUUCAACAAGCAUCCACUCGUUUGCUGGAGAUCUUCGACAUCAACUCGUCUGACGCAAAGAACAUCUGUAAAGCUGCCAAGCGUGUCAAUCAGCCGGGUCAUGAAGAUUAUAAGCGACUCAAACGCGUGUCCCAGAAAUUGACCGACAGCAUGGAAAUUUUCACAAAAGGGGGCUACAUUGACGUCGCGAGCAUUUCGCAAUUGAUACCGUCAGUUGCCGUCGAGGAUGCUUCCGAACCUUGGGAAGCCGCACCGUAUCUUUACAGGGCAAACUAUGCGUGGCUGCUACUAUCCACUCUGUCUGCCACGGUGGGCUCACAAGAUCAGGCACAGCUGGUCGAGGAUCUCGAUAAGCAUUUUCCAGCAUCGUUCCUGAGUCGGCUGGUACGCACCGAGCAAAAGAUGUCGGGUGGAUCCAGUCGAGCCCGAAGUUUUACAAUCGACCUGGCAGUGGAAAUUCGCACGCAGCAUCUCAUCCUGCAACUCGAACGGCGCAAGGAUGAAAAGGGAUUUGAUGCGAGCUCCGUUUUGAAAGAGAUCUUCUAG